CGGUAACUUGAGUCAUCAUCAGGAGGAAGUUCUUCGAAGAACGAAGCGCCCGAAGUGAAUUGACCCCCUCAAAGAAGACUUUAUCCCGGGAUAAAACUGACGAUGGCCGACAAUACACCGAAAGAGACAGCAGCCAAAGAUUCUUCUGGGCCAGAGAAAGAGACCCAAGAGACAGCAGCUCCAGAGGUUGCAGAAGCUCCAGCUCAGGACACGGCAUUUCUGCCUGAAAUCCGCCUGGUGGUGUUAGGAUGGAGGUGGCCGGGGAAGAGCCUGACAGCCAACACCAUCCUAGGCAGAGAGGAGUUCCACCUGGAGCGAGCGGCUGAGUUCUGCGUCACCAGGGACACAGAGGUAGAUGGCCGCCAGGUAGUAGUGGUGGAUACUCCCGGCUGGUUCUCUGCGCAGGAUACCCCACCCUCCUAUAAGCAGGAGCUGGUCAGGGGCGCCUCUCUUUGCCCUCCGGGUCCUCACGCUUUCCUGCUGAUCAUCCCCGUGGGCAUGUUCACGGAGGUCGAUCGCGCACGCAUCGAGGAGAAUGUGAGCCUCUUUGGGGAGCACGUGUGGAAUCACACGAUCGUGGUGUUCACUUGGGCGGAGGUGUUGAAGAAGAUCACCCUGGAGAGAUACAUUCACAGGGAGGGCAAAGAUCUGCAGUGGGUGUUGAGGAAGUGUAAGAAGAGGUUCAUACUUAUUAACAACAGCAUCUUCGGGGAGAAUCCCCAGGUGGGAAAGCUAAUGAAGAAGGUUGAGAAGAUGGUGGUAGAGGAAGGGGGCCACUACAGUUUAGAGGUGAAAGAGAAACCUUUGGAUGUGAACCAGAAUCCAGCCAGGCCGGCGCAGGAGCUGGGAGCCCGACCCAAACAGAACUCUGGACUGAACCUCUCGAAGACCUCGGAGGCAGAGCAGACCUGCAAUUAACGAGACCCUGCAUGUUGAUGGAAUCGACUUCUGACCGAGACACAUAGAAAAAGGCAUAACUGUAAAACAAAAUGUUACUGAAUGUAGAGAAACGUAUGAAUAUAUCAUAUUUAAAGUAAUACUGAGGCAUGUUCUUGAGGCCUUUUUAGCAAACGCGUUGUCCAAAGAUGAUUAUUUUUUUAUCCUGGUAUUUUGUUUGGAUUAAUUAUAGUGUAUGUUUUCAGUAGAGGGAGGUGGGUGUUUUACUAUUAAACAAAGAAGCACAGGCUGUUACACACAGAAAGUGGCCGUCGUUAUCUUCAAACUGAGCACUCCUUAAAAUGGCCGACACUGACAACAGGAUUGCACUACUAAACUGUCACUAUUAUUUACUGUUGAUGAGCAGAUCAAUUUUUUUCAGAAAAUUCCUUUCUUUUGUGACCAAAAUGUGAAUAGUUUAGUUUUGCUGCAAUGUUUCCUCCACUUGUCUGUGUGCAACUGUAAAGCACUAAAGCAUUUAUUGACUUUUCCCUGCAAAGUGCUGCCCUAAAGCACUUCUUGUUUACUUUAAACAGAUGUUUAUAGUAAAUUAUGAGAGAGGCGGUAGUCUUUUUGGGGAAAGUGUGACCUACUUGUACGUUUAGUUUUUUUUACCUUCUGAAAUCCCAGUUGUCACGUUAUUAUGUUAACAUUUCCUGUUACUUUGUGCAUGUUCUUUUUCUAUUGUAAAUGAAUUAUCUUUUACUUUCUGACAAAAUAAAUGAUUGCAAGGCA
Molecule: messenger RNA, 1671 nt
Organism: Xiphophorus maculatus (southern platyfish)
Lineage: Eukaryota; Metazoa; Chordata; Actinopteri; Cyprinodontiformes; Poeciliidae
Gene: gimapl
Product: GTPase IMAP family member 4-like
Exons: 3
Coding region: 103-918 (271 amino acids)
Molecular function (GO): GTP binding
Source: RefSeq, a predicted model, not a curated record